AUGGAUUCCAAGGUGAAGCAAAUGAUCAAGCUUAUUGAAGAAGAUGCAGAUUCCUUUGCCAGGAGGGCAGAGAUGUAUUAUAAGAAACGGCCAGAGCUUAUGAAAUUAGUUGAAGAGUUUUAUCGUGCAUACCGGGCAUUGGCUGAGAGAUAUGAUCAUGCAACUGGAGUGAUUCGUCAGGCCCAUCGUACCAUGGCUGAAGCAUUUCCUAAUCAAGUCCCUCCUGCACCAGCAGAUGAUUCACCUGGAGUUUCUUACAUGGAGACUGAGCCACAUACACCAGAGGCACUCAGCUUUUCCCAUUCAUUUCUUGACUCAGUUGAAUUGCAAAAGGAUGCUUCACCUAGUUUCCAUGCCAUCAAAAGAAAUGGAUCUUAUACUGAUGAAACUGAUUGUGGUUUAAGCAGAAAGGGUUUGAAACAGCUCAAUGAUCUAUUCAUGUCAGGAGAACCUGUAAGUCAUGCAAAGUCUUCAGAAGGGCGGGUUCGAAGGGGGCUCAAUUUUCAUGACACAGAACAGAUUAAUGAGCAAGACAAUGGAAGCCAAGAUAUCAGGACUUUAAUCUUAUCCGAGUCUGAACGGAUGACAAAAGCUGAGACGGAAAUUUUGGCCUUAAAGAAAGCCCUGGCUAACUUAGAAAGUGAAAAGGAGGCUGGCUUGCUUCAGUAUCAGCAGAGUUUGGAGAGAUUGUCUAAUCUGGAGUCAGAAAUGUCUCGUGCAAGAGAGAAUUCUCAAGGUCUUAAUGAACGAGCAAACAAAGCUGAAGCUGAAGUUCAAACCUUGAAGGAAGCCCUUGAUGAAUUACAGGCUGAAAGAGAAGUUAGUCUUCUUGAGUACCAGCAAUGCUUGGAGAAAAUAUAUCAUCUGGAGAAAAAUAUUUCAUCUGCUCAAAAGGAUGUAGGAGAACUUAAUGAACGAGCUACCAGAGCUGAAACUGAAUCUGAAUCCUUAAAGCAAGACCUUGCUAGAGUAGAAGCUCAAAAAGAAGUUGCCCUUGUUCAAUAUAACCAAUCCUUAGAGUUGUUGUCAAAACUAGAGGAGAGACUAGUACAAGCUGAAGAGAAUAAAAAGAGAAUUAAUGAACAAGCUAAUGCAGCAAAAAUUGAAAUUGAUAGCAUGAAAUUAGAAAUUGCUAAACUUACUGAAGAGAAGGAAGAUGCAGCUCAUCGUUAUCAACAAUGCAUGGAGAUAAUUUCCAGUUUGGAGCAUAAACUCUCUUGUGCCCUAGAGGAGGUGCAUAAGCUAAAGUGUAAGAUACAUGAUGGGGUUGAAAAGUUAAAUAGUUCUGAACAGAAGUGUGUGCUCUUGGAAACAUCUAAUCAGACUUUGCAAUCUGAAUUACAGUCUUUGGUACAGAAGUUGGGAUCUCAAAAUGAAGAACUUAGUGAGAAACACAAAGAAUUGGGUAGACUCUGGACUUGCAUACAAGAGGAGAGACUGAGAUUCAUCGAGGCUGAAACUGCUUUCCAAACUCUUCAGAAUUUGCAUUCUCAAUCUCAGGAAGAGCUAAGAUCUCUAGCCACUGAGCUUCAUGGUAAGGCUGAAAUUCUGGAGAAUAUGGAAUCCCGUAAGCAGGCUUUAGAGGAUGAAGCACACAAGGCCAGAGAGGAGAACAAAACUCUCAAUGAGCUCAAAUUAUCUUCAUCUUUGUCUAUAAAAAGAAUGCAGGAUGAGAUAUUAAAUCUGAGGGAGAUAAUAAAGAAACUUGAGCUGGAGGUUGGAAUACAAGUAGAUGAAAGAAAUGCUCUCCAGCAAGAAAUUUACUGUCUUAAAGAAGAGCUUAAUGAUUUGAAGAAAAUACAUGAAUCCAUGGUGGAGGAUGUCAGAUCAACUGACUUAGAACUACAGUGCUUUGCCUCAUCUGUGAAGAACUUGCAAGAUGAGAACUCAAAGUUAAAGGAAAGAAGUGAAACCUACAAAGAUGAGAAAGCAGCUCUAAAGGAAAAAGUGGAGAUCAUGGAGACGCUUUUGGAGAAGAAUGCUGUUCUGGAGAGGUCUCUUUUAGAUUUGACUGUUGAGCUUGAGAGUGCUCGAGGAAAGGUAAAGAUAUUGGAAGAAACUUGCGAAUCUUUGCUUGGGGAGAAAUCCACUCUUGCUGCUGAGAAAGCCACCUUGUUUUCUCAGUUACAAACCACCGCUGAGCAGCUGGAGAAACUCUCAGAAAAAAACAACCUUUUAGAAAGUUCACUAUGUGAUGUGAAUGCUGAGCUGGAAGGAUUAAGGAUUAAGUCAAAGAUUUUAGAAGACUCUUGUCUGUUGCUUGACCAUGAGAAGUCCAGUCUCACCUCUGAGAAAGAAACCUUAGUUUCACAAUUGAACAUCACUCAUCAAACUCUGAAAGAUCUUGGGAAACAACACAAUGAAUUGGAACUGAAGCAUUCUGAACUGAAAGCAGAAAGGGAGUCUGCACUUCAAAAGUUGGAAGAGCUACUUCUUUCCUUAUAUGCUCAGAGGGAAGAGCAUUCCAGAAUUGUGCAAUUGAAUGAAUGUCACUUGGCUGAGAAGGAAUUACAAAUUUUUGUUCUUCAGGAAGAUGCAGAUUACCAGAAAAAGGAAUAUGAAGAGGAACUGGACAGAUCUAUACGUGCUCAAAUGGAAAUUUUCAUCUUGCAGAGAUGUAUCCAGGAUUUGGAGCAAAAGAACUUCUCCCUUCUAGUUGACAGUCAGAGACUUUUGGAGGCUUCCAAACUGUCUGAUAGAUUGAUAUCUAAAUUGGAGGAUGACAACGUUCAGAAGCAAGUUGAUGUUAAUUCAUUGUCUGAGAGAAUUAAAAUACUGAGGAUUGGUCUGCUUCAGGUCUUAAAGACUCUUGAUGUUAACAGUGAGCCUUUGUGUGAAAAUAUGAUUGAAAAGGACCAGGAGUUUAUGAACCAUAUACAUGGGAAGCUUCAGGAGAAACAGAAUUCUUUUGUCACAAUUUUCAAUGAAAGCCAGCAAGUGGCCAUUGAGAACUCAAUUCUUGUUACAUUCCUUGGCCAGUUGAAAUUAAAGGCUGAAAAUCUUUUGACAGAAAGAAAUUCGCUAGAUAAGGAGCUGAGAACCCAGUCUACGCAGUUCUUGGCAUUGCAAGCAGAGGUACAAAAGAUAUUGGAGAAGAAUCAGGAAUUGAAGUUGACAAUAAGCAGAGGAGAAGAUAAAAUGGAAGUAAUGGCUACUCACAUAGAGAAUCUAUGCAAACAGCUGUUAGACUUGAAAGAGGAUCGCCAAAACAUAAAGGAAGAAAGUUACAAAACCUUUGAAGAGAAAAAUUCCUUGAUGAGAAGAUUUCUGGACUUGGGUGAAGAGAAAAGUAAGUUGGAAGAUGAAAUCUGCAUUAUGAUUCAUGAGACAAUAGCACAAUCUAAUCUCUCGCUAGUCUACCAGAACAUUGUCUUCGAAAAACUCCUGGCACUUAAAGAACUAAGCAACGAUCUCAAUAGACUUUGUUCAGUAAAUACCGACCUUGAGGAGAAACUAAAAGUAUUGAUGGGUAAAUUAGAAGAUAUAGAAAUGGAAAACUCCGAUCUUAAAGAGUCCUUUGCAGUGUCAAGCAUUGAACUAAAAUUAGUUCAAUCCGUUAAUGAUCAAUUAAAUUGUCAGAUCAGGAAUGGAAAGGAAUUGUUGUCUCAAAAGGAAAAUGAGAUUUUGGAAGCAGCAGAGAUGUUUAGUGUUUUACAAGAUGAGAAAACAGAAUUGCAAAGACUGGUCGAAGUUCUGAAGGGCAAGUAUGAUGAAGCCAGGGUGAUACUUGAAGACCAAGCUAGUCAAAUUUUAAAAUUAUCCACCCACAAGGAUCGGCAAAAUGAUGAACUUGGAUGCCUUGGUGAAGUGAAUAAGAAGUUGGAGGCGGAAAUGAGGCAUCUGCACCAAGAACUUAGAGAAAUUAAACUGAGGGAAGAGAAGCUAACUCACGAACUACUUAAGGGAACAAAUGAGAUUAAACAAUGGGAAACUCAGGCUGCCACACUCUAUACCAGACUGCAGAUGUCAGCUGUCAAUGAGACAUUAUUUGAAGAGAAAGUCCGGGAGCUAGCUGAUGCAUGUGAAGAUCUUGAAUGCAAAAGCAACUUUACAGGGAUGGAAAGUGAAGUGCUGAAAGAAAGAGUUAACAAGUUGGAAGGUGAAAAUGUGAAACUACGGGAUCAGUUGGCUGCUUAUGUUCCAGCUGCCAGUGCUUUGAAUGAUUGCAUCACAUCCUUGGAGCUGCAGACACUUGGGCAUGCAAAACCAUAUGAAUACAAAGUACCAAAGGUUAAGGAUUUGGCAUAUCACAAAUACUCUGAAGGUGGUCCACAAACAGGUGAAGAUCAGAAUACUGCGGCAACUAAUGCACUUCCAGAUUUCCAAGAUAUGCAGAAAAGAGUCAAUGCAAUUGUAAUGGCUGUUAAACAGAUGAAUGAAAGUUUCAAAACUAAGGAUGAAAUGAGAGAGAUUCAAGUGUUAAAAUCUGGAUUCAGCCGGCGCCAAGGAAAUAUUCAGGCAAAUAAGUAUGUUACUGAAAUGCAUGAAGCGAAGGAGCAGUAUCAAGGUCGACCUUCUGAUGAACUGAAGUCAAAAAGAUCAGUGUCAGAUGUCCCUGUAGCAGAAAUUGAAGUCCUGCCAAAAGACAUCAUGCUUGAUCAAACGUCUGAAUGUUCAUAUGGGAUAAGUAGGAGAGGAACUCUUGAGACUGAUGAUCAGAUGCUUGAAUUGUGGGAAACUGCUAAUAAGGAUGGUGUUAUUGGCCUGACAGUUGGCAAGGCGCAGAAGACAGCCAUUGUGCCUACAACAUACCAGCAAAAGAGAGCAACCAAGGAACUCAGAAACAAAUAUCCAUCAAUAGAGUCCUUGAUUGAGAAGGAGUUGAGUGUGGACAAAUUAGAGAUCCCAAGAAGAUUGACACUGCCACAUUCACAUGAAGAAGGCAACAGGAGGAAGAUUUUUGAAAGACUUGAUUCUGAUGCUCAAAAGUUGACAAACCUUGAAAUUACCGUGCAGGAUUUGAUGAGCAAGCUAGAAAUUACUGAGAGCACAAAAGGAAAAGAUAUUGAGUACAAUACGGUGACAGGGCAGCUUGAAGCUACUCAGGAAGCCAUCACAAAGUUGUUUGAUGCCAACAAGAAGUUGAAGAAGAAUGUAGAAGAGAGUACGUCAUCCUUUGCUGGGAAGUCUACAGCAGAAUCAGAUGAGAGUGUAAGUGUCAGCAGAAGGAGAGUUUCAGAACAGGCUCGGAGAGGGUCUGAAAAGAUAGGACGGCUGCAGUUGGAGGUGCAAAGACUGCAACUUUUACUUCUAAAGUUGAAUGAUGAAAAAGAAGGCAAAGGAAAGACAAUGAUGGAUGAACGAAACUCAAAAGUCCUUUUGCGAGAUUAUCUCUAUGGUGGUGGGACGAGAAGAAACUAUCACAAGACGAAGAAGAAAGCACCCUUUUGUGCAUGCAUGCAGCCUCCCACUAAGGGAGAUUAA
This is a messenger RNA of Sphenostylis stenocarpa, 5424 nucleotides long. NCBI's taxonomy places the organism in Eukaryota, Viridiplantae, Streptophyta, Magnoliopsida, Fabales, Fabaceae. The record is from the annotation of a GenBank genome assembly.